Molecule: messenger RNA, 609 nt
Organism: Drosophila ananassae
Lineage: Eukaryota; Metazoa; Arthropoda; Insecta; Diptera; Drosophilidae
Exons: 2
Source: RefSeq, a predicted model, not a curated record
CACCCGAUCACUGUCCCGAAAAAGGCCAGCAAUUCCGGUUCCAUUUACUCAAAACAACCUAAAUAUGUGACCGCCAUUCCAUACAAGACCACUGGAUACGCUGCGGAUGUUCACGUGGGGUCCUCCGCAGAAGAGAUCGGUCCUCCGCCAAAGCGCUCCAAGUGGAAUCCGGUGCAGUACGACGCGGAAGUGGAUCCCUUUCAUCUAGUACCACCGCCAAAGGCCACUGCUGCCUCCACCAGCAACUCCUACAGUGUCUACGAACCGGAACAUGAUGAUUAUGAAGUAGUGCCAGUGCCGCGUCCAAAGAGCCAUGACCGCUACAAGAAUGUGGCUUCCAAAAAACAAAUUGAGGCCUAUUUGGAGGAUCAGCAAAAGCUCCUGGACGAGGCCAUCAAAGUGCAACUCCUGAAUAAUCCAAAGCUUCAGAAAUUCCUUAAGGCCCAGGCCGAGGAACAAGAGCACGCAUCUCGCCCGGAUCUAGAGAUCGAGGACUUUGAGGCCUAUCCGCCCAACUUUUCCGGACCCGGUCCCCUGCGCAGCAAAUACAUUGACCAUCCACCGCCACCUCCGCGGCCGGGAUCGGCCUACUUCUCAUUGAGCUCUUGA